Messenger RNA from Sorex fumeus (smoky shrew), 1194 nucleotides. It is a transcript of the gene EXOSC6, whose product is annotated as exosome component 6. The coding region runs from base 68 to 889 and encodes 273 amino acids. Gene Ontology annotation, biological process: nuclear mRNA surveillance; poly(A)-dependent snoRNA 3'-end processing; rRNA catabolic process. Gene Ontology annotation, cellular component: nuclear exosome (RNase complex); nucleolus; cytoplasmic exosome (RNase complex). Lineage: Eukaryota; Metazoa; Chordata; Mammalia; Eulipotyphla; Soricidae. The record is from RefSeq and is a predicted model, not a curated record. The transcript has a single exon.
ACCGGGCGGAAGCGCGGGCGAGCCGGGCCGGCGGCCGGGCGGAAGCGGCACGCACGCCGGGGCCGCCAUGCCUGGGGACCACCGCCGCAUCCGCGGGCCCGAGGAGUCGCAGCCGCCGCAGCUGUACGCCGCCGAGGAGGAGGCCGAGGCGCCCGCGCCGCGCGACCCGACGCGGCUGCGGCCCGUGUACGCGCGCGCGGGGCUGCUGAGCCAGGCCAAAGGCUCGGCCUACCUGGAGGCGGGAGGCACCAAGGUGCUGUGCGCCGUGUCGGGCCCGCGCCAGGCCGAGGGCGGCGAGCGCGGCGGCGGCCCGGCGGGCGCGGGCGGCGAGGCCCCCGCCGCGCUGCGCGGCCGCCUGCUCUGCGACUUCCGCCGCGCGCCGUUCGCCGGCCGCCGGCGCCGCGCCCCGCAGGGCGGCGGGGAGGAGCGCGAGCUGGCGCUGGCGCUGCAGGAGGCGCUGGAGCCGGCCGUGCGCCUGGGCCGCUACCCGCGCGCGCAGCUCGAGGUGUCGGCGCUGCUGCUCGAGGACGGCGGCUCGGCGCUGGCCGCCGCGCUCACGGCCGCCGCGCUCGCCCUGGCCGACGCGGGCAUCGAGAUGUACGACCUGGUGGUGGGCUGCGGCCUGAGCCGCGCCGCCGACCCCGCGGCCGCCUGGCUGCUGGACCCCACGCGGCUCGAGGAGGAGUGCGCCGCCGCCAGCCUCACCGUGGCGCUCAUGCCGGUGCUCAACCAGGUGGCCGGCCUGCUGGGCAGCGGGGAGGGCGGCCCGACCGAGAGCUGGGCCGAGGCCGUGCGCCUGGGCCUCGAGGGCUGCCAGCGCCUCUACCCCGUGCUGCAGCAGUGCCUGGUGCGCGCCGCCCGCCGGAGGGGCGCCGCCGCGCCGCCCUGAGGACCCGCCGCCCGCCACGCUGCACCCCGGAGAGAGGAUCGGUUCCCGUCGCCGCGCGCCGCCGUGGCGCUGGACGAGCCACUGGGUUGGUCGCGCCGAAACUGUUCCAUCAGGAUCCUUUGGUAACCUUGGAGAAACCAGCGAAUGCCGCCCGGGUCGCGGGGGGAGGGGCUGCGGAUGAACUGGCCUGGAGCACAGCACCCCGAGGAACUGCACCCUGUCCCGCAGCCCAGACUGAGCCCGGCUGUCGCGAAACUGCUUUGGGCCGAAGGAAGAAGGACCAGGGGGCCUGUGCCUUCUCGUUG